This is a messenger RNA of Syngnathus typhle (broad-nosed pipefish), 3856 nucleotides long. RefSeq names its product v-ski avian sarcoma viral oncogene homolog b (gene skib). Gene Ontology annotation, molecular function: SMAD binding; RNA polymerase II cis-regulatory region sequence-specific DNA binding; DNA-binding transcription factor activity, RNA polymerase II-specific. Lineage: Eukaryota; Metazoa; Chordata; Actinopteri; Syngnathiformes; Syngnathidae. Bases 403 to 2409 code for a protein of 668 amino acids. Gene Ontology annotation, biological process: negative regulation of BMP signaling pathway. Gene Ontology annotation, cellular component: nucleus. The record is from RefSeq and is a predicted model, not a curated record. The transcript is spliced from 7 exons.
GGGAGGGAGGGAGGGAGGAGAGAGAGAGAGAGGUAGACGCGAGAGAGGGAGGAGAGAGAGCGAGAGACAUUUGAAGCGCAGAUAGAAGUGCGUAAAACUGCUGUGGAGCGCGUAAGGAACAACAACACUCGUGAUUGUAUGCUGCGUUUUCUUUUGCGGAUUUUUCCGCCUGUGGAGGUUUUUUAUUAGAGGGUGAGAGAGAGAGAGAGGACACGCUUGUGUGGAUCUUUUUUUCCUGAAUGGGCCGCACCGGGAAGGGAAGCUGCUCCUUGUCCGGGGGAAGCUGUCUGACUGGCGGCGUGGAAAUGCUCAGCUCAGACGCAGAGUGAACGAGACGCCUCGAAAUAAGUAAAGCGAUUGUUUCCCCGAGUUUUUUCUUCUUGUUAUUCGUCUAAAUAAAAGAUGGAGGUGAACAGCUUCCAGCCUCACCCUGGACUUCAGCAAACUCUGAAGCAGUUCCAUCUGAGCUCCAUGCGCUCCCUCAGCGGACCAGCGGCGUUCUCCGCCCGCUGGCCCCACCAGGAGUCCCUGUUCAAGGACGCUAAAGCCGAGAUGAUGCUCAGCCUGCCGGCCCACACUCCACCGGUAAUGUCCGGACCGCUCUUCAUCCCGUCGGACCGCUCCACGGAGCGGUGCGAGACGCUCCUGGAGCGCGAACCCAUCUCUUGCUUCGUGGUGGGCGGCGAGAAGCGCCUGUGCCUGCCGCAGAUUCUCAACAGCGUGCUGCGGGACUUUUCCCUGCAGCAGAUCAACUCGGUGUGCGACGAUUUGCACAUUUAUUGCUCGCGUUGCACGGCCGACCAGCUGGAGAUCCUCAAGGUGGUGGGCAUCCUGCCCUUCUCGGCGCCCUCCUGCGGCCUCAUCACGCAGACGGACGCCGAGCGCUUGUGCAACGCGCUCAUCUACGGAGGCUCGUACCCGCCGCGCCGCGGGGAAGGAGGCAAGGAGCGAGGCGGUGGCGGAGGUGUCAACGGCGUCGGGGGCGGCAACGGCGUCCACUUGGAGCUGGAGUGCACCGAGGGCAGCUUUCGGGUUUACCAUGAGUGCUUUGGCCGGUGCAAGGGCUUGUUUGUGCCGGAGCUCUACUCUGGCCCCGGAGCCGCCUGCGUGCAGUGCCUGGAUUGCAGGCUGAUGUUUCCGCCGCGAAAGUUCGUGGUGCACAGCCACAAGCGACUGGAGAACCGGACCGUGCACUGGGGCUUCGACUCGGCCAACUGGAGGGCCUACGUGCUCCUGGACCCGGACUACAGCGGCAAAGAGGAGAAGGCAAGCCUGGAGCGUCUGCUCAGAGACUUGAAGGGGAAAUAUGACGUGAGCGGCAAGUUGGCCAGGAAGUCGUGCAGAUCGCCGAGUCCCGUCACAUCCAAGCGGCCCAAACUGGAAAAAUUGCCAUCAGCUGACGGUGAACGUAAAGCCGAGUGGCUGCAGUCAUUGUCCAAGUCCAGACACAAGGACCACAAACAAGUCCAGCUCAAGCAGAGACCUUCGGCGUUUCGGCCUUGGUCUCCAAAAGGGUCGGAUCGGGAGAAACCAGGAACUCAGAGGUCCACUUUAAAGAAUCAGGAGGCUUUGGCACAAACUCCUUCAACCCCUCUGGUGCAUCCCGGGGACUGCCGUGGUCCUGGAAGAGCGAGCCCAAACAUCCAAGAAGUGCAGAAUGGCCAAGCAGCGCCACAACCCAACGACAUGGACACGGACGGAGAGAUUGAUGUGGAUGACUGUGACAAUCGUCCACUGCCGGCAUCCUCCCUAGCUUCACCCCCCUCAGCCUGCAGCAACGCCUCUCAAAGUCAGACCCCCCAGACUCGAGGGACCACUCCACCUCAUGAAGCGCCAACCUGGCUGUGUGGGCCCGUCUCCCCCGAGAUGGACGCUCUGAGACAGACGCUUUAUGCUGGCGUGGACACAAAAGAGGCUCGAGAGAAAUUCCUGCAGGAGGUGGUCAAGAUGAGGCUAAAGCAAGAAGAAAAGCUGGCGGCCGCCGUACAGGCUAAACGCAACCUUCAGCAGGAGUUGGAGUUUGUGAAGGUGGCCAAGAAAGGCCGCCUCCGCGAGGCCGUGGAAGCCAAGAGGAACCUGCGGAAGGAGAUUGAGCGCCUCCGUGUGGACUGGGAGAGGAAGACCAGGGAGGCGGAGGAGGUGUGCGGCCGGCUCAAGAGGGAACUUGAACACGAGCGGCAGCAACGAGGCUGCGACAAAGGAUGCGAGGGAGAGCGACUCCGUGUCAAGUACUCCGCACAGAUCGACACACUGCAUUCUCAGCUCCAGCAAGCCGAGGCGGACCGCGAGCAGCUGCGACAGGAGCUGCAGCAGGAACGGGAGGCGCGGCAGAGCCUGGAGAACGCCGUCCGAGACCUGCAGUCCCAGUUGGCAGCGCAGAAAACGACGCCACACGGCACUCGGUCCUAAAGUGGAGCCAAAAAAAAAAAAGACAUUCAGAAAAAAAUGAGAGUGAAUACUUUUACGGUGUAUGUCGAAUCAUAGGAUGGUGGGUUUUUAGUAAAUGAAAACUGGAUGAGGAAGCAUGAUGUUCACGACUCAUCGGUGACUAUUUUUGCUAUAAGCUAAUUGGAGAGAGGCCACAUCUCACUUACUUGAAUAUGAAGGGAAUGGUCACACCAUCAGCAAUGGUGCCACAAAAGUAUUGGUACACUCCAAGGUGCAGACCACUGGACCCAAGAGACACCUGUUUACCACUAUUCACUUUUAUGACCUUGCUAGCUUUUUAUAUAUAUAUAUAUAUAUAUAUAUAUAUAUAUAUAUAUAUAUAUAUAUAUAUAUAUAUAUAUAUAUAUAUAUAUAUAUAUAUAUAUAUAUACAGUAAAGGAUUUACUGUUAAAGAUAUAUUGCUUGUUUAUUCCAUAGUCGAGAAAAGCAUACCACAUACCAUUUAAAACUGAAGUAUUGGACGCUUAAUAUCUUCAUGUACAUUUUUAUUUUUCAAAAUAUGCUCACCCUUCAGCUAUUAACGUUCUCCUAAAAGGCACGCAAAAACUGAGAAAUAUCAUUAUUUUUGUUGCUUUUGUUGGAAUGCGGUACCUCUGUUUUUUUUGUAUGUAGUACUGAAAUGACCUUUAUAUGGUUCAUUUGAAAGCAUUUGUUUUUAGGGCUCUUAAAAUAACAAAUGGCGUUUAUAUGGACAGCAUUUCUACAUAUAUAAAAUGCAAAAGGAGCAUAUAUAUUUUUUUACUUUAGGGGGAAAAAAGGAAUUGCACUUUUUAGACAACUUUGCAUGUUAUGAAAUUAAAAAAAAAAAAAUGAUCCAGACAAGUUCAACUAAAACACUCAUUCCCUCAGUACGCUCUGAUGUAAAUACAACAAUAUUGUAAAUAAGAUUUUGUUGCCUGCUCCUGGAUUUUCUUAUGUUUUGCUCUUACUUGAAACCAAAAAAGAGACUAUAUUUGGAUUUUCAAAGCAGCAUAGUAUGACACAAACAGGGCAUUUAACAGACUUUUGGAUGCAAACCCAUGACAAUAAUUUCCCUUUGAUUGUUUAUUUGAGACAAAUAGAGUAUAUAAAAGAUAUAUAUUGAUGCCACUGACCAAAAAAACUGAAAACACAAUUGAAAUGUCUGUAUACCUACCGCUCAGUUUUCGAAUGGAAAGCAGGCCUUCUUUUGGUGUUCUCGCCUAGUUUAGACAGAAAACGUGUAAAUCUGACCAACUUCAGCAUCAUCAUGUUACCCUGGCUCAAUAUUUGUUGGCUACAGUGUCAUAUAGCACUCGCAGUUUACUGACUCUUGCAGUUUUCUUACUCUAGCUCUUGUAGUUUUGGUUUGGAUGUAGGCUUUCACUUGUUUUCUUCUUUUUUUCCGUUUUGGAAAAUGUGUAUAAUACCAAUUAAAAAUCUAAGUCGA